AUCACGUCAUAACAGAAACAUGCGGUUUCUGCUUCUGUAAAUUUUAAUUUUAAAGAUAAAGGAUUAAGGACAAUAAUUAUUAUCCCCUGUAAAUAAAAUUCUAUAAGGUUAUAUAAGUUUUAAACAAAUUCUUCACAAUGGCGAAAAAAGGGAAGAUAAAGAUUAGUAAAAUUAAGAGGACCAACCACACAACGAACAAGAUGAAGAAGGCUGGAAAAUUGAAGCUUCAGCGCCAUAAGCCGAAGACACAGGCAAAAAAUAAGCAGCACACGCAAAUGCCGCCGGAGUACAGUAGUGAUAGCGAAUCGUCAAGCAAUGAAUGGGCGGACAUGUUAGAUGAAGAAGAGCAGCAAUAUAUUAUGAGCCGUCUUGCUAAACAGCCACAAUUGCUCUCUAACGUCCCUGCAGAGGAACCGGCUAAAAGUCAAAGUAAGAAAAGGAAGCGAGGUAGAGAAAAGGCACAAAAGCCAGCUGGUGGUGACAGUGGGGCUGAAAGUGCUAGUGACGUUGAAGAGAAGUAUGAACAGGAGAUGGCUGAGAGGCCUGUGAAGAAGAUGCGGCCGUUGCUGCCGAUCAAAACUAAGGAAGGACUGCAGGAGCGGGCAGAGGAAGUUGAAAUGUCGGACAAUGAAGAAAAAUCAGACGUCGAGCAAGAAAUAGAAAUGGAAGAUGAUGAAGAAGAAACAGCAUCAGACUCCGGCAUGGAUCCUGGUGAAGAGGAUGGUGAGGGUGUGGUGACGGCCGUCGAGCUGCUGGCUGCGAGACGUGAUAAGUUGAGGCACGAGAAGCUGCGGAUUGGAGCCCUGUGCUCGUCGCUACUUGAGAGUCCGGAGAAGAAGCUAAAGAACCUAUACCCAAUCCUAUACCUAAUGGAGGAAAAACUAAAGGAUGGUUCGUUGAACCUGCUGUCAGUUCGGAAGCUAGCAACUGUCUCCGCAGCCGAGGUGUUCAGGGACAUCCUGCCGGAGUACAGGAUCAGACAUCAGGACUAUACUGAUGUUAAAUUGAAAAAGGACACAUUAGCGCUGUACAAAUUUGAAAAAGAACUACUCGAAUUUUACAAGAGAUACCUAGUGAGAAUCGAAAAGGCGACGUCGGUUUUGAGAAGGAAGAAAGGUGAUAAUCGAAAACCAGAUGUCUCCACCACCAACCUAGGACUCAUAUCGCUCCGAUCCAUGUGCAGUCUCCUCGAAGCCAAACCGAACUUCAACUACUCCACUAACAUAGCACAGAGUGUGAUACCGUUCCUUGAUAGCAGGAUCCCGGAAGCAAGGAACAUUGUGACGGAGUGCUGUUCUAAUGUGUUUAAAGAAGAUACGAAGGGGGAUGUUACAUUGUCAAUAGUGCGUCUCAUAAACCAGCUUGUAAAGCGUCGCGGUGAGAACUUGCAGCCGAGCGCUUUAGACUGUUUACUUUCCUUGAGAAUAGAACAUGUGCAUUUGGAUGAGGAAAAUGAGUUGAAAUUGAAGAAAAAACAGGAGGAAAAACAUAAGAAACGUAUUGUUAACUUAUCUAAGAAGGAGAAGAAGCGUGCAAAAAAACUCAAAGAAGUAGAAAAAGAGUUACUGGAAACGGAAGCUAAAGAGAACGAAGCGGCGCGGCUCAAACAACUGACGGAAGUGACUAAACUCGCCUUCCACAUCUACUUCCGGUUGUUGAAAACCGCUCCUAGAUCGCAGCUGCUUAAUGCUGUGUUACAGGGGCUAGCUAAAUUCGCGCACGUCAUCAACCUCGAGUACUACAGCGAUCUAGUGGCCAUACUCGGCGCACUAGUUCGCGACGAGCUAGUUCCCCGCAGUUCGCGGUUACGCUGCGUGCGCACCGCGCUAGCUCUGCUCGCGUCGGCGGACGCGCUCAAUGUGGACCCGGGACACUUCCACGCGUACUUAUAUGCGGCGGUUCUGGAGGUGCAUGCGGCAUCAGACGAGUCAGAAAUCCGGCUGGUGUUAGAAGCCAUCAAUGCUGUGUGUGCUCGAGCCCGACGUAUAUCCCGUUCAGUUGUGCAAGCGUUCAGCAAGCGUUUGGGCACGCUGGCGACGCAGCUGCCGCACCACGCCGCACUCGCCGCGCUGCACACGCUGCACACGCUGUGCACACAAAACAAAGCAGUAUCUUCCCUGCUCGAUACAGAAGAAACGAUGGGUUCAGGCCGCUUCGACCCGCACGUGCCCUCCCCAGAACAUUGUAACGCGCACGCAGCUACGUUGUUUGAACUAGCAACACUGGCAAGACAUUAUCAUCCGACAACGAGGAAAGUGGCGGUAGCAGUACUGGGACAAGGGCAGUUACCCGUGGAGUUGACGAAAUUAUCCUCUCUCCAAAUCUACUCCGAGUACGACGGUUCCCAGAUGGCAUUCAAGCCAUCCAUCCCCCCUCCCGUCCCCUCCACCAAGAGCAAGUUAGGCCGCGACCACACGUGGGCACAACAAGACUUGUACAAACACUGCCUUAGUGUGGAAGAAGCUGUAGAUUUGAAACUGCCUAAUGUUAGAUGAAAUAAAUUUGUUUGAACGUGA
Molecule: messenger RNA, 2516 nt
Organism: Colias croceus (clouded yellow)
Lineage: Eukaryota; Metazoa; Arthropoda; Insecta; Lepidoptera; Pieridae
Gene: Noc3
Product: nucleolar complex protein 3 homolog
Exons: 13
Coding region: 138-2495 (785 amino acids)
Biological process (GO): DNA replication initiation
Cellular component (GO): nucleolus
Molecular function (GO): chromatin binding
Source: RefSeq, a predicted model, not a curated record